AUGACCCGCCCCGAUUCUCAAGACCCCACCCUAUGCCCCACCCUCUCGUCCUCGUCGACGUCGUCCCUGGAACCCUCUAGUGACAGCAUCGCCGACUGGAUCGCCCCGGCAGCACCCGUCGUCCAUCCUCGCGCCCUACGGGACCAGGAUGCCGCUGCCGCUGCCAUGGUCGCCGGUGGCGCGAGCGAUUCGGCAGAGGAGAGUAGCGGGUACGAGGAAGAAGACGUCGCGGUCCCACGAACGAGAGCGAGGAUCCACCGGCCGUCUUCAACAUACAAGAGGAUCUCGUCAGCCACGGAUGACGAAUCGACGCGGGAUCUUUGGCUGAGGAUGGUUGAGCUUCAGCAACGCUUCGGGUGCUAUACCUCUGCGAGAAUGAGAGCUGCGGCAUCUUCAGACGGCGCUGUGGACUUUAUGCGUAUGAUCUAUCCAUCUCGGGCGUGCCUAGAUCUCUUGAACGAGAGUCUCACCACUGUCGACCUACCACCGGAAGGGUGGAGGAUACUUGGAAAGUUUGUAACCGACGAGCCCGAGGACAGCCCGAGGAUACGCAAGAACCGAUGGAGGCUUUGGAAGAGCUAG
This is a messenger RNA of Parascedosporium putredinis, 582 nucleotides long. The record is from the annotation of a GenBank genome assembly. Lineage: Eukaryota; Fungi; Ascomycota; Sordariomycetes; Microascales; Microascaceae.